Messenger RNA from Oncorhynchus tshawytscha (Chinook salmon), 1872 nucleotides. RefSeq lists its product as uncharacterized. The transcript is spliced from 5 exons. Lineage: Eukaryota; Metazoa; Chordata; Actinopteri; Salmoniformes; Salmonidae. The record is from RefSeq and is a predicted model, not a curated record. Gene Ontology annotation, molecular function: DNA-binding transcription factor activity. The coding region runs from base 108 to 845 and encodes 245 amino acids.
CUGGCCCGCAAGCGUUCCCGGAAGUAUCGCGAUGUUGCGUCUCUAGGUUUAGAAACCGUGCCAGUACACUGCUUACUAUCUAUGGUGGAAAACGCCGUAUUUUCGAAAUGGCAUACCUCGAGUUCAAGUUUGAGGACGAAAUUACAAAAUACAUUCGGGAACAAGAAUUGGAAACGUCACUGAAAUUCAUAACAUUGAGAAAGGACAAAAGUUUUGGGCAAAAGGAUGCACAGCCUUUGGCACGGAAAAAACUCAGCUGGGAGAGUAAAAGUAUCCCGUUCAAUGGUGUUCCGUUUCAAGUUGUUGGCACAAAGACGUAUGAAUGCCACCAGGGCAAAGACAGACAGACAAAAGCCAAAGAGAAAUAUGCUGCUGAAAGAGACAAGAAGGAACUUGAAGACCAUACCUUUCUACAGAAACGGAAACUGGUACAAAAUACCAAAAAAGUGGACUGCAAGGCUAUAAUAAACAUCGCCCACAUUAUUCGCUUUCCUGAUUUUAAGAUUGAGGAAAGUACAGUGUGCUCUAAAAAGGAGGCCUCCCAAACUCUGAAGGCAGCACUAAGUGAAACACCCAGCUCCGUGAAGGCAGAGGUUGUCUACUGCGUCAGGUUCCCCUCCCUCUCUGAGCACAGCUCACAUGCAGUUGUUGGCGAGGCAGCUCAUGUUAGGGAAGCUGUAGAUGCCAGGCUGAGAGAGAAGAUUGAGCAGCUGACUCUGUCUGGUGUGAGAAAGAUGACUGAAAUGAAGUGUCAUCUGAACACCUUUGUAGUGGAAGAGCUUUUCCAUGGAGAGCAGCCCCUCCACCUACUCGCAGGCGCUAUUACCCCACUGACAGUGACAUAAGAAAUGUCAUGUUUAAGACCAAGCGGGCCACCGGAGACUCCAACAUUGACCGUCCAUACGAAGGUCCAUCUGGAAGAGGAAAGAAGAGGUCCUCUAGGAAGCUGUUGCGGUUACGGAGGCAAUGUGCAGGAUAUCUUAAAGAGAUCACAGAACUCACUUAUCAUCUCCAAGAGGAACAGUACGUGACUGACCUGUCUUCACAGCUCAGAAGUGUGCUGCUGGAUAUGAAGGCCCAUGUUCCACAGGAUAAAGACCUUCCACUGACCUUUUCUCCAAGGAAGAGAAAAGCUGAGAUGGACAUGGACCUCAUUCCAACCAAGAGUGCAUCACACCCUUUCAUAGAUGGGUUAGAACAGCAUACAGAGGACAUAGUGAGUGUGGAUACCUUGUUGGCAUUGAGCCUAGGGCUGAGGACCGAGUGUGUGGGUCCUUCCACAAAUUGAGUAUAUUUUGGGUAGUGUAACUUUUAUUUCAACUAAUAUUAGCAUUCUGUCAACACAACUUGAUAAGGGGGGGGGGUCAAGAGGGGAGAGCAUUCUUAGUUUUGAAUGUUGUUCUGGAGGCAGCGCUGCGGAGUGCUCACUAGCUGGCACAGUCAUAAAAUCUGAUUUUAAACCUAAUUGUUAACCACACUGCUAACCCUCAUUUCUAACCUUAAAUUAGCUUUUUGAUCUUAACUUGUGUUUGUAUGAUUUCUGACAACAUACAGUGUGUUCGUUAAGUUCAGACACCUUUCCCUUUUUCCACAUUUUGUUACAUUACAACCUAAUUCUAAAAUGGAUUCAUUUGUUAUUUUCCUCAUUAAUCUACACACAAUACCCCAUGACGACAUCACAAUACCCCAUGACGACAUCACAAUACCCCAUGACGACAUCACAAUACCCCAUGACGACAUCACAAUACCCCAUGACGACAUCAAAAUACCCCAUGAUGACAUCACAAUACCCCAUGAUGACUAAGCAAAAGCAGGUCUAGAAAUGUUAGCAAUUAUUUUAAUUUUGUUAAUAAAAAUAAAAUAUUACAUUUA